Messenger RNA from Hylaeus volcanicus, 2474 nucleotides. RefSeq names its product golgin subfamily A member 4-like. Gene Ontology annotation, cellular component: ciliary basal body; cilium. The transcript is spliced from 7 exons. The record is from RefSeq and is a predicted model, not a curated record. Bases 776 to 2230 code for a protein of 484 amino acids. Gene Ontology annotation, molecular function: microtubule binding. Lineage: Eukaryota; Metazoa; Arthropoda; Insecta; Hymenoptera; Colletidae.
GAAAUUUGAAGUUGUUAUACUUAUUAUUUAUUAAGUUACUUCUUAAAAUUUUUAAUUUUUCUUUCUAGAAAUAUGUAAAUUUGUACGACUUCUACUGUGUGUAUAUGGAACCGAGUUGUAAAUUUUGCUAGAACUUUGAAGAACUAUCGCAAAGAUGAAUAGUUUUUCAUAUUGAAUUUAUUUUUUAAAUAUUAGAUGUCUAUAGUUUAUUUGGUUUUCAGUAACUAUUUUAAUUUUCAUAUUUCGGAAUAUUUACAUUUUGAUUUGCAUUAGAUUUUUAAGUUUGAUAUCUCUUGAUAUGUAUAUGUAUGUAUGUAUAAUUUGAAAAAAAUAUAUGUAUGAAACAGAAAAAGUGCGUUUAUGAAUAGGUGGCAUAUGAUUAGGAUAAAAAAAUUUUUCGUCAUUCGUAAUAAUUAUUUAAAAUGAUUAAUAUUCAUAGACCCUCUCAAUUAUCAUUAAAAAGACGUUCAUAUAACAGGUUACAUGAUGUGCCCUUUGUACAUAUACAGUAUGUAGUUACAUACUUAUAUUUAUGAUUACCGAAGUUGAACGACAAGUUAUUAAAGAAUAUUAAAAAAUAUUUCAGUAAAGGUGUAUUAAAAUCAUCUUUUGUAAAACAUCGUUUUAUUACUAAAUCCUCUCCGUUACCAUGGAAUCGAAAAAUGAUCGAUCCAACAAGAAAUACCUUCAUCGUGCAACUUGUGCAUCUGAAUGUGUCGUGACAGAAUUCAAAUUUUUGGUAUAACAAUAAUUUGGUUAAAUUUAAUAGAUUAAAAUGUUACGGGUAAAAAGAAAAAAGCGGAAAGGUAAAGGAAAAAAAGUCAAAAAGAAAUGCGUAGACGAAAGAGAGACCUUGACUUACGAACAAGAGAUUUUGGAUAACAACAGACAGUUGGCACGGUUACGGAGUCGAAACCAGGAAUUAGAGGAAGCAGCAGAGCAAGUAAAAGAAAAAUUUCGACAACUUGAAGAGGAUCGAUCGGAUGUGAUUGCACAUCUGAAGAGAAACUUAGAAGAGAAAAUAGAAGAGUCUAAGGAACUCGCUGAACGACUUUCAGCUGUAGAGGAAUUACGAAAGGACGAAUUAGCUACUUAUAAGAAGAAAGAAGAAGCGAUGCAACUUGAAUAUCGCACGAUGGAGAACAAUUUAAGUGCCGAAGUUAAACUGGCUGCUGGUAAACUUAACGCGCUAGAGGACUGGAGAUUGGCGCGAAUCGACUUAAUGCAGAAGUUUGAAAUGCAAGAGAAAGAAAUCAUCGAACAAGAAAAGCGUCAUCGGGAAGAGCUUUACGAAGCUGAAAAGUCUGUCAUCAUCGGGAAAGCAAUGAUGAAGAAGGAAAUGGAAGAACGUCUCGACACUUUAGCAAUGUCGCUUCGUAAAGCGACGAAUAUGCGAGUGGCGGAAGCCACGCACCGCGCGAUUCGAGAAAAUAUGACCUUGAACCAAGAACUCGACAUGCUGGAGGGGACUUGCAGGGAACUGGGAAUGACGAGCAAGGAGAGCAAGGAGGCAGAACGUAUUUGGAGGCUGCAAUGCGAAUUGUUCGAAACGGAAUCGAACAUGACUUUGGAAAUGGCGAUGAAACAGAGAAAUACUAUUCACAAAUUGACAGACGAUUUUCAAUCGAUGCUGUGGUAUUACGGACAAGCAGAGAGGGAUAAUGCUCGAAUUGCCGAAUACGAAAAGAUCGUCGAGAACUAUAAGGAACAAGUUAAACGGAUGGAAGAAAAAAUGGAACAUUUAAAGAAGUGCAUUCUGAAGACGAGGGCCGACCGAGAAAAAUUGUCGCUAAAUGUUCGCGAAAGGGAGAAAGAACUAGACGCGCUUAAAAGUCUUUUAAAUCGUGCAAGGAGUUGCAUUAAGGAGGCCUUGGAGCUCGAAGGAGAUAUUACGCGUGAAAAUUACUGCGCCUCGCAUUUGAAACAACAGUUGCUUCAAUGUCUUUGGGAAAUAUUGGAAAGUGAUAAUAUUACAAGUAUCAUAGGACAGACUGCAUCACAGAUCGAAGAUAUUAACUGCCGUUAUACGCAAGGGAACCUGGGUCUCAUGGAACCCACAAAAACUUGUAAAUGCGAGUGGAAAGAAGAAACAGAGGAGAAUAUUCAAGAAUAUAGUACAGAAGCAGAAUCAUUCGAAAAUUUUGAAGAAAAACGGCCAUCUUGCCUAGAUAGUGACAUUAGUUCUAACAUUCAGUCUCCAAAAGAAUCAUUAACUGAUUCUCAGUUAUAAAUUAUUAUAACUCGGUUAUGUUAUGAUUAUGCAAAUUUUAUUGAAAAUAUAUUAAUGUUUUAAUUUUAUAGUCUUUAUCGUAGCGAAGUGAUGAAGUCUGUAUCCGGUCCGUAUCCAAUUGGCACCGAUCUGUCAUGAAGUCGUAUAACACGCUCACGGCCAAUAAAAAUUCAUACGAAAGAUGGUAAAAAUACAAUUGAACAUGUUAUCUUUUUGUUUGAAUAAAUUACAAGCUUUACUUCUC